AUGUCUGCUAUGAACAGAAAAGUGAUACAAACUCUCGCUGAAACGAUCUCCAAACAAGUGGAGCACUUCAAUAAAACGGAAGCUGAGUGCCUUAUCCGAGAGUUUAACCUCCUGCUGGGGGAGCCCACCAACAUGGGAGAACAGUCCAGGGCUGGACAGAGCGAGGUUCAGGAGCAUCUGCACCAUACGUUUGACCUGACCGACGACAUAAUAAUGGACGGAGCCUUCAGGGCGUUUGACAAAGACAAUGAUGGCAUUGUCAGUUUGAAAGAGUGGAUCGAGGGACUGUCUGUUCUUCUUCGGGGGACCUUGAAUGAAAAAAUAAAAUACUGCUUUCACGUGUAUGACUUGAAUGGUGACGGCUUCAUCACCAGGAGGAGAUGUUUCGCUUGCUGAAAAAACAGCCUCGUCAGACAGCCAACUGAAGAGGACCCCGAUGAAGGAGUCAAAGACCUGGUGGAGAUCACACUCAAGAAGAUGGACCAUGAUCACGAUGGCAAACUGUCUUUUGAUGACUUUGAGAAGGCAGUGCGAGAGGAGAACCUAUUGCUUGAAGCAUUUGGAACCUGUCUUCCUGACUCCACGAGUGUUGAGGCAUUUGAGCAAUAUGUAUUUCAAGAACAGCUGGAACAAUAAAGAAAGAAACCAUAUUAAUGCA
Amphiprion ocellaris (clown anemonefish) is the source of this 658-nucleotide messenger RNA. Its product is annotated as calaxin. The record is from RefSeq and is a predicted model, not a curated record. NCBI's taxonomy places the organism in Eukaryota, Metazoa, Chordata, Actinopteri, Pomacentridae. The transcript has 6 exons. Gene Ontology annotation, molecular function: calcium ion binding.